UUGAUAGAGAAUAAAAGCCAGUAACAAUUUUUUUAUCGCGCACAUUAUACUUGAUUUCGUUUUCAAUCUCUGUGCCGUGUCUUAAGAAGUACUUCAAAGAUUUUGUUCGAAACACGGUCACCCAGUUCAACAGAAAUUGUACGAUAUACCGCGCAAAAAUUCGUUGCAUUAAAUUGUACUUAACCAAUUGAAUCAUAACCUUGAUUUCACGACCUUUAAUUCUAAAUCAUGAAGUCCAAAAUAAUAAACGCCGAGAAUCUGGAUCCACAACCGUUGUUACUAAUAAAUAAAGAAGGAGUUCGAAAAUAUUGGGGAAAGUCUGAGUCCGAUGUCUGUGAAAUUCUAAAAGAUCUUCAAGAAUGGAUCAAGAAACAAAAUUUUCCCGAAAUGCCAACGAAUCACAUGAUAGAAUUUUUUCUUACGAACUGCAAAUACAAAGUUGAAGCUACUAAAGAUGUUCUCAGUACUUAUUACAAAAUAAGAAAACAAGUCCCUGAAAUAUAUGAAGAUUCUAACCCUCGACUAUCAGAAAUAGAGAAGUCUUGGACUAUGGGAUGUUAUUGUCCAUUACCACAAUUAACAGAUGACUUAUGCAGAAUAUCUAUUGUCAAACUUGACUCAAAUACGUCCAACUUUGUGGCUAGUUCAUAUUUUGCCAAUAUAAUGAACAUUUAUGAACUACGGAUAUACGAAGACUUAUGCCUUAGCGAAAUUAUUAUUUGCGACUAUAGUGCUUUAAGUUGGGGACAUGUUUUUAAGAUGGAUAUUUUUACCGUUCGAAAAAUGGCACAUAUAAUGAAUUCACUUAAAAACAGAGUAAAGCAGUUACAUAUUGUGGAUUCCCCAUCGUGUAUAAACAUAAUCAUAGCAUUAGCCAAAAAGUUACUUAACAAGAAAUUAGCAGAUAGGAUUGUGGUCCAUAAAUCAUAUGAUAGUCUUUACGAGCAUGUUCCAAAAGACUUACUCCCCUGUGAUUAUGGUGGCAAAGGAAGGCCUUUAGAAGAAAUCAUUGAUAUGUGGAAAGAAAAGGUAAAGCAAUAUCAGGACAGGUUUGACACCUUAGAGGCCUGGAGCAAAUCGGAUUGAACAAGGAUCUCAGUGUUUUAUAGGAAUAUUUGUUUAUUUUUAUAUGUUUAUAUGAUGAGUAGUAUAUAUUAUACUAUUUAUUUAUUUCUGUUAUAUUCUUUAAUAAAGAAGUUAUUAUAAUUAAGUGUUA
Molecule: messenger RNA, 1216 nt
Organism: Diabrotica balteata
Lineage: Eukaryota; Metazoa; Arthropoda; Insecta; Coleoptera; Chrysomelidae
Source: the annotation of a GenBank genome assembly